Molecule: messenger RNA, 459 nt
Organism: Phanerochaete carnosa HHB-10118-sp
Lineage: Eukaryota; Fungi; Basidiomycota; Agaricomycetes; Polyporales; Phanerochaetaceae
Exons: 3
Source: RefSeq, a predicted model, not a curated record
AUGAAAAUUCUCCUGGCAUGGAUGGUCGAUGUCGCUGACCUACCAAGAGCACACGAGCUUCUUCAAGGAUAUCUCAAUGGCUUCAUUAAGAUGCACCCAGAUCAUAUCAAACCAAACCUUCACUAUGUAACCCACAUAUUCACCCAAAUCAUUGACUACAGUCCCGUGUAUGGUUUCUGGACCUACCUUUUUGAACGACUCAACAAUGUUCUGAAAGGUUACUUGGUAAACGGCCAUGCUGGCGGUGAGCUCGAAGUCACCUUCUUUCGUGAAUUUCACCGUCAAGUCAAGCUUCGUUCGAUGUUGGAGAAUCUUGCUUGCGAGCCCUCAAAAGGUGAUGCUAUGGGGAUCAAAGAUCGUGUGGUCGCUGACACUGCACGUAUCCUUUUGAAAACUGAUGGCAAAGCAUGCGGAACUGUGGCUGACCUAGCGCAGGAGAUAUCCCAAGCCUCUUAUGAA